Molecule: messenger RNA, 2505 nt
Organism: Brassica napus (rape)
Lineage: Eukaryota; Viridiplantae; Streptophyta; Magnoliopsida; Brassicales; Brassicaceae
Exons: 1
Coding region: 913-2499 (528 amino acids)
Source: RefSeq, a predicted model, not a curated record
AAGCAAAAUAACAAUUUUUGAAAUAUCACUUUUAAAGAAAAAACUGGUUAUACAAAAUGGUGAGAAAUUUUUAAUGGAAGAAAAUGUUGGUCCAGUAAAAGAAAGAUACUUGUUAUAGAUGCAAGCACAUCCUUUUACUUUUGUAACCAAUUGAUAUGGGCGAGUGAUUUCUUAUUGUUGAAGAUUUGUUUUGUUAUUCUAUACAAGGAAACAAAUCAUCUCAAGCAUCAACCCUAUCACUGUUUCACUUGGUCACCCAUAGGGAAAACAACCAAUUCAUACUUCAAUAGAACUUUGCGGUCCCGAUCAAUACAUAUACUAACGACAUAUGCAAAAACAUAUAUAAACUUAAAUUUAUUUUAAAUUACAUACACGAACUAAUAAGUUAAAUCAUUCGUUAACUUUUUUAUGUUAGUCAAACGUUUGUGGAUGAUGACCUUUCCGUUAAUGGAGGCUUACGUGGAGCUGAACUAUUGAUAUGCGGUUUAAAAUAAUAAUUAAUAAACUAAGAUUAAUUUUAUAAAAGAAGUAGAGAGGGGGGGACUUUUACGUAUCUUACAGCCCUUAAAGUUAAUUUUAUAAGAAAACCAUGUUCUCUCGCGAGGCGGCUAGGGUUCUCACCAAAAUCCCCAAAUCUCCCCCAAAUCCCCAGAAAUUGAUCUGAUAUCCCUAGAUCUCAUUCAGCAAGACAAGCAGAAGGUCACGCUGUACCCAUUAAACUCACAUAGCUUUCUAUUCCGAAGAAAUCUUCUCCUCUACCCACUAGUUUCAAACCACGAUCCCCAGAUCCAAACGCCCCACCUCGAACCCUCGCUGGAGACUGAAAGAUUCUCUCUUUAGGCCCUAGUGGCUUAUCAUUAGGCCUUUGUGGCUUCUCAUUAGACCAUUGUGGUUUCUCAGGUCAGUAACAAAAUGUUUCGUCCCAAAAAGAAGAAAGAGCUCUCCUUGAUGGAGAAACUCAAAGAGCUCGAGCUGCUAGAAGAGGGAGAGAUGGUCGACAUCCCGGACCUAGAAAACGACGACCUCAUUGAAGAAAACUCUCUUAGCGUGAUUGUACGAUGCCUCAACCCUGCUGUACACAAAGUCGGUGGCCUCGUCAAAGCCCUUCCCCCGAUAUGGGGCUUGGAAGAUAGAGUUCAUGGAAGAGGAGUGGGAGCAGACAGAGUCCAGUUCAUCUUCCAAUCGGACAGAGACCUUCACCAUGUACUCACGAGAGGCCCUUGGUUUGUGAAUGGCUGGAUAGUCUCUCUUGACCAAUGGUCACCCUCCCCAUCUCCAGAUUUCCUCCACAAAAUCCUAUUCUGGAUCAGAGUCCGAGGGCUCCCCGUCCAUCUCCUAAAGAAGCAAGCCGUCGACAGUCUCAUUGGACCUCUGGGAAAGAUAGAAAAGGUAGAGCUGCACGCCAAGAACUCUACCUCCGUGGAAUACAUUCGAGCUCAAGUAUGGAUCAAUACAGAUGAGCCACUCCAGUUCAGGCGUACAGCUCGCUUCAAGUCAAGAGAAGUAAUACCUACUGAGCUGGAAUAUGAGAGACUCAUCAAAGUCUGCUUUCUCUGCAAGCACCUCACGCAUGAUCAAACAAAGUGCCCCUAUCAAGUUCUACCCCAGGAGCAGCAUCAGAACGUCGCCGUACCACGACGAAGCAACCAGGCCCAAGGAGGAUCCCUGAGAAAAGACCAACAAGGUGGGCAAAACUCCAAAGCGACAGUAAAAGCUCCCCGAACAACUCACUCUCGAGCAACUCAAUCUCGCGCAACAAGUCGCAGAGAAACAAUACCUGCUGCAGCUCCAUACAGGAAGACGAGCCAGAAAGGGAAGGAUAUCGCUGGAGAAUCAAGUCGAGUAUGGAAGCAAAAGGAAAUAGUUAAAACCCCUAGACUGGAAGGCACAAACUCGAAGAGCACGGGUGAAUCCUCAAUCCCCAUUGGCAGAAAAUCGAACUCCUCAGGAAAAAGAUCCGUGCCUUGCAGUAGAGCUACGUCCCCUCCAGAGGCUAACAGAGAUUUGGUAUCAGUCUUUGAGAGAUUAGGAAAUGCAGAACCUAACUCCCCCUGCAUCGCUGAGCAUGAUAGAGCUGCUGAGGCAAGAUCAAGUCACUCCAAGGACUCCUCUAACCACAAAGAAUCUCAAGAAGGACGUUCAAGCAAGGGAAGUAGAAGCCCUCCCUCAGUUUUCGAACGGCUCGGAUCACACUCACAGAACACAGCAGAGGGCACAAAGAACCUCAGAGAAGUCCUAUCUUCAAAGAGAAGAAGGCUCAAUAAUAGCGGGGACAGGGAAGCAAAGAAGCCUCGAACAGAAACCCAUGAAGCUUCAGUGUUUCAAAGACUAGGCACCAAAGGAAGCGGGUCUGGAGAGAAAUCAGUAGAAGUUCCAGUUCAUUCUGCUCAAGUAGCAGCUACACGCCCUCGCCAUUCUGUCCGUAGGAUAGUAUUGGGGAGUGGCAAAAUCUUGGAAGAAGGGUUGAUGGAUAAUUCCAACCCUUCAAAGUCAAUAUGAGAAUAC